AAAAAUGCUUCUUAAAUUGCCAUCUGGUGGCGGAUAUAGAAGAAGCUUUACAAAACGUUUGAGCAAAACAUAACCUCGAUCUAUAAGUGAAAAGAUUAUUCCAUAGAAUAGUUUAAAGAUUUUCGGAAAAAUGCCACGAUUGCCAUUACAUCCAUCAUCUGGAACCGGUAUUGUAAAAUCACUGUCAAAAUCGAUUCGAUUUGUUCGUUAUGGAUGCUCAAACAGACCGUUCUACCAUAUUGUUGUAAUGCAUACUCGCUAUGAGCAACGUAAACCUCCGAUAGAGCAAUUGGGCAGUUACGAUCCUUUACCAAACAAAUUCAAUGAAAAAUUAGUUGCUCUGAAUUUAGAACGUAUACAAUAUUGGAUUGGACAACGUGUACAUUUUUCGAAACCAGUUGCCGAAGUUUUAGGACUCUCUGGUUUCCUCCCGAUACAUCCAAGGACAUAUAUGACUGCAUGGAGAAAUCGGAGAGCCGCUAAACAAGCUGAUGUAGAUAGUACUUCACAGGCAGAGUCUGUAGCUUAACAUUCUCCUUCCCUUUAUUUCAUAUUUAGCUUAUAAAUAAUGUAUAUAUACAAAUAAAAUUGUUUUAGAAAGAAA
Molecule: messenger RNA, 604 nt
Organism: Hylaeus volcanicus
Lineage: Eukaryota; Metazoa; Arthropoda; Insecta; Hymenoptera; Colletidae
Gene: mRpS16
Product: probable 28S ribosomal protein S16, mitochondrial
Exons: 2
Coding region: 131-529 (132 amino acids)
Biological process (GO): mitochondrial translation
Cellular component (GO): mitochondrial small ribosomal subunit; ribosome
Molecular function (GO): structural constituent of ribosome
Source: RefSeq, a predicted model, not a curated record